AUGGUCUUUUCUGUUGCAUUUAACCAAAUAGACAGCAGAGUGGUAGUGUGUGAACUGCUAUAUCUGCGUACAGGAACACGGUGUGCUCAGAAGUGCCAUGGUUAUGGACUGUCCAGAUGUGACUAUUGUGUGUACUUUUGUCUUUUUAGUGAUGAAGCAGCCAUUAUCUCAGGGACAAAGCUCGCUAAACAAGUCUUGAAGGAAGUUCAAAGGGAUGUGGAAUCGUGGAUAUCCUGUGGGAACAAGAGACCUCAUCUCACUGUCAUAUUAGUAGGAGACAACCCAGCUAGUCAUAUCUAUGUCAGAAAUAAGGUAAAAGCAGCUGCAGCUGUAGGAAUUUCUAGUGAGGUCAUACUGAAGCCUAAAUAUAUUUCUCAGGAAGAACUCUUGGAUAUGACAUUAAAACUCAACAAGGACUCAGCAGUUAGUGGUGUAUUAGUUCAGCUGCCUCUCCCAGACCAUAUAGAUGAGCGGACAGUUUGUAACGCUAUCGCACCUGAAAAGGAUGUGGAUGGAUUUCAUAUUAUCAACAUUGGACGUCUGUGUCUCGAUCAGCCAUCUGUAAUACCUGCCACUGCUGCUGCUGUCUGGGAAAUCAUAAAGCGGACAGGAAUACAAACAUUUGGGAAAAAUAUUGUUGUAGCUGGGAGAUCUAAGAAUGUUGGAAUGCCCAUUUCAAUGCUUCUGCAUACUGAUGGAGAACAUGAAAGGCCUGGAGGAGAUGCUACAGUGACCAUUGCACAUAGGCACACACCAAAGGAACAGCUCAAGAUCCAUACUCAACUUGCUGACAUUGUCAUAGUAGCUGCAGGUAAUGUGGUUAGUACAACCAAAAAACAAUGUUUAAAACCCAAAAAGAAAAGCUUGGAGUCAAUUGGUGGCACUACUUGGUAUUUCAUGUAUUUUACCAAAUAAGUGGUGCUCAUGCUUGCCAAGGGUGUCAUAGUGUGCAGGAUUUCUUGUAAGAUGGACAGGUGAUCUGGCACUUUGUUCCUGUCCUUCGUAUUUGUAGACUCGUAAACUGUUUCUCAUCACGUGUGACACCUUUCCCUUAGGGAGACUUCAGAAUGAACUCCAGAUUGGGAACCAGUUGGUGUGUAGUUUAUACAGGUAUAAUUAUGUAAAUUAAGACAUUCUCUGUGCUGUGCAAAAAUCAUGAGUCAUCUAAUUUUUGGCAGGAGGUUUUCUUUAAAUCAGCUGGAGGUGCCAUUCAUAAAAGACAAUGGUAUCUUUCUCUUGCUGUUUGAAUUAAGAGCAAACGUAGCAAAUUAAAUAGUAAUUUUGGUAACACAUACAUGUUAUUCAUAGCUGGUUUUUUGUUUGUUUACAAUUAUCAUGUCAAGAGGAAGAAAAUGAUAAGUGCAAAAAGGAGGGGCUCUGAAAGAUCUGUGAAAUACUUUGUUUGGAUUUUCUAGGACAAAGAAAUAAGCAGUGCUACUUCUGAGCAAUCUUUGGUUUUACUUUACUGAUAUCUAUUGAUGGAAAUAAAAAUUAAACUUAAAAACAAACCAGUCUUUGAUAAAAUUCUGUAUCCCGUACAACUUGAGAUAUCUUCCUUCUCUUGUAUGACUUUGGAGGAUCAUAAAUGGGGAGAAAUAUGAGCAUAUUUACUCUUUUCUGCUCCUUCCCUCCCUGCUCCCCAUCCUUGAAAUGUAAUCUUGGGAAGUUAUUUUUCCAGAUGAAGACAGGCACAUGUCUAAAUCUCCUUGCUUCUUGGUGAAGCAAGAUGUCCAUUCCUUCAGGGCUUCAUUGCACUGUCAUCCCUUUCUUGUGCUAGGUCAGGAACAAGAAGUGGCUUAGUUCUCCCACAUGUGAUUAGCCAACUGUGGGUCAGACUGGAAUUCACAUGCUGUGGAUGAAAAAUAACGUGUACAUUAUUUGGAAAUAAAGCAGUAAUAUCAACAUUCACUGCUGCUGAUUUAAUCAUAGUUCGGGGUUUUUUACAUGCUGAACAGUUUGUCAUCAGUUAGACUUGUAGUUAAACACUUCAGUAGCAAUUUAGCUGCGUUCAUUCUUCUCAUUCAUUCAUUCUCCCUGUGUCUUUUGUAAGAGGAGCAUGAUACAACAGUUAUUACACAAUGUGAGAUAGACUUGAAGUGAUGCACAAUCCAGCUCUGCAUUUUUUUAAAAAGUGUGCAGCCCUGCCCACUACCACUCUGUCUCUUCUCAAAGGAAGUGAAAGAGAAAAUAACAGAGGAAAAGCCCCUUACUACCAAAACCUUGCUACAUAAACUCUGUGCGCUAUGUAUAAUAGCAAGAUUCCUAUUAUCUAUCUGUGAGGAAUUUCUUAUUCACUUUCAUCCAUGGCUGUCGAAUAAGCCAAAUCAGACGUUCAUGUUUUUACUCUAGGCUUUGAGAAUGCCCGUCUUGAGAAGUUGUCUCUUGUUUAUUUCCAUCCAAGAGAAUUGGCUGUGCAGCUCUUCUUCUUUGUAGCUAUUGAUGCUGUUCCUUUCUUCUCAUUCCCUCCCAACUUGUUGCAUCAUAAGGCCAUCCCUCCAUAAAGUCAGUGUGUCUGCUCCCAGCCAGAACUGCCUAAGCUCUGUGCCACACAGCUUUUGCCUUUUUGGCUAACGUAUAAUGUUUCCUUCUCACCCUGUCCCUUUGGAUAUAACCUGUGGCUCUUCUGUAUGGAAACUGCUAAAUUCCUGGACUGCUUGAUUCAGCCUGUGGCUGGUUUGCUUUCUCAGUAUUUUACUGUUUUACAAUCCUUAUAUCUAAACUGGGAUCAUAUAGGACUUGUUUGCUUGUUUGUUUGAAGCAUGCUUCACUGUUUUCUACAAAGCUAGAAAGGAAAAAAAAAUUCCCACAUUGUUCAAUCGCUGCAUUUUAGGAAUUGCUACUCCAACGCUUAUCUCUCCCUGCUUGGUAUGCAAAGCAGGCUUAAGUAAAUGGAUCUGUUCAUUUGCUUUGGGGGUUAGUUU
This is a messenger RNA of Meleagris gallopavo (turkey), 2921 nucleotides long. Lineage: Eukaryota; Metazoa; Chordata; Aves; Galliformes; Phasianidae. The record is from RefSeq and is a predicted model, not a curated record.